This is a messenger RNA of Bacillus rossius redtenbacheri, 3377 nucleotides long. RefSeq names its product cleavage stimulation factor subunit 1 (gene CstF50). Gene Ontology annotation, cellular component: mRNA cleavage stimulating factor complex. The transcript has 9 exons. Lineage: Eukaryota; Metazoa; Arthropoda; Insecta; Phasmatodea; Bacillidae. Gene Ontology annotation, molecular function: protein binding; RNA binding. Bases 116 to 1408 code for a protein of 430 amino acids. The record is from RefSeq and is a predicted model, not a curated record. Gene Ontology annotation, biological process: mRNA 3'-end processing.
AUUGUUCCUUUCGCUUUGUAAACAAUAAACAAAGUUUCGUGGGGCUUUUAAAAUAACGACUCGUUGAUCUUUAAUAUUAGUUCAUUUUAAAAGUUUGCAUUUAUUGUUUAUAAAUAUGACUGAAAAUCCUGAUGCAAAAAACAUUAUUAAAGGCCGCGACUUCUUAUACCGCUUAAUGAUAAGCCAACUGUUCUACGACGGGCACCAGAGCCUGGCGGUGGGGCUGGCGGCGGUGGUGCAGGCGGACCCGCCCUGCCCCCCCUCGGACCGCCUGCUGCACCUGGUGCUGGUGGGACUGCAGCACGAGCCCGACCGGCAGAGCAAGGCCAGCGCGCCGCCCGCCCUCGACAGCCUGCUGGGGCCCGGCCUCGACCUGGAGUACGAGACGGACGUGGACACCAUGGCCCCCGAGCCGGCGCUGUACGAAACUGCGUACGUCACGUCCCACAAGGGCAACUGCCGUGCGGGCGCCUUCAGCUGUGACGGCCAGCUCAUCGCGACGGGUAGCGUGGACGCCUCCAUCAAGAUCCUGGACGUGGACCGCAUGCUGGCCAAGUCGGCUCCGGACGGGGGCGAGCCCGUCGGAGACACCCAGGGACACCCGGUGAUACGCACGCUGUACGACCACCUGGAGGAGGUGACGUGCCUGGAGUUCCACCCCCGCGAGCCCAUCCUGGUGUCCGGCAGCCGCGACUUCUCCAUCAAGCUGUUCGACUACAGCAAGACCUCUGUGAAGAAGGCCUUCCGCACCAUCACGGACGCCGACCAGAUCCGCUGCAUGUCCUUCCACCCGACGGGGGACUACCUGGUGGUGGGCACGAACCACCCGGUGGUGCGGCUGUACGACGUGAACACGGCGCAGUGCUACGUGUGCAGCGUGCCGAGUCACCAGCACACGGGCGGCGUUACCUCGCUCAAGUAUAGCGUGGACGGGAAGCUGUGCGCCUCCAGCAGCGUGGACGGCAGCAUCAAGGUGUGGGACGGAGUGUCGAACCGCUGCGUCAACACCUUCCUGAAGGCACACGAUGGGGCGGAGGUGUGCUCCGUCUGCUUCACCAGGAAUGGCAAGUACCUGCUGUCGUCCGGCAAGGACUCGCUGGUGAAGCUGUGGGAGCUGUCGACAAGCCGCUGUCUGAUCGCGUACACCGGCGCCGGCACCACUGGCAAGCAGGAUCACAAGGCACAGGCAGUGUUCAACCACACCGAGGACUACGUGCUGUUCCCGGAUGAGGCGACCACGUCGCUGUGCGCCUGGAACUCGCGCAACGCGUCGCGCAAGCAGCUGUUGUCCCUGGGGCACAACGGACCGGUGCGGCUGAUCGCCCACUCGCCCAACGCCCCGGCGUUCCUCACGUGCUCGGACGACUUCCGCGCCCGCUUCUGGUUCCGCCGCAUGCCGCUGCACUAGAUGCCAGGGGACACCGGCUUGUUUUGUACCACUCACCCUGUCCUCUUUUAUACAAGAUGUACAUGGCCAUGUGUAGUAAUAUCUGACAGCUGUCAGCUAUGUCCAUUGCUGUGGAUGCAUGUGUCCUCACCUUGCGUGGCUGUGACAGCUGAUGCAACAAGCCAUUCAAACUGGUGGAAUGCAAUAUAUACUUAUGUUCACCAAUUUAUAAAUUGUCUGAUUUAAGAUUGAUUCAUGGAGAACUUGUCAUUGUACGGCCCGUUGCACACAAACCCAUGAAUGUCAGAAGAUACUUACUAAAUUCCAUUAUUAUUUGUAUUGCGUUCCAGACUAUAUCCAUGAAUUGCAAACAACUGUAAUUUGUUUUUAAGAGUUUUUUUUUAAAUUCACGUACUGCAUAAUUUAAGAUAUUUGCAUUCAUUACGAACAUUUUUUUCACCAAAUAUCAACUAAUAGUUCGUGGUUUCAAAACUUUGAAGGCUACUUAAUUGAGUCUAUUAAUUCACAAAAAUUCUCUAACAUUAUGACAUUCAAAAUAUGGUUUUUCACGUCGUCACAUAUUUAUAAAAAUCUUACGGACCGCAACGAAGAAUUGAUUGUUUUCUAAAACUGGGAAUAAGAUAAAAAAAAUUAAAUAUUUUUACUUGUAAAGUAAAACGUCCAUUAACGAAUAUUCUAUUUAACGAAAAAAACCAUGCAACGAAAUAAAAUUUUGGUCCCGCCGAACUGCCAGAAGAUCAAUGCUGUUUUAACCUCUAAAUACCGAAUUUUAUUUGUUCCGAAAUAGUGAAAUUCCCUUUACAACGAACUGCCGCUUUUGAAAAACACACAAAAAUAAACAUCUCCUACAAGCCAUCCACUAAUUUUUUUGCAUUCACUGCUUUAAAAAUACGUGUGUAUAACCGUAAAAUAAUAUGCACCAUCGCGGAAGACAAUAAAUAAACAAAGCAUCAUGGAUAACACGUCGUGUAUACAUACCACACUUUGUUCAAAAUGGCGGGUACAUUUAGCGUUAGUGGCGGAAACCUCUCGUACCAUCGAUCUGGCAAGACGAACUAGUAUAUUUUACGUUUCUAUGGUUAAAGAUGCGCACACGCAAAUAUUUUUAUCUAUGGGGGAGUACAAUUUCCGUUUUUUUUGUUUUCACUGUUGUUUAUUUAUUUCCACACGUAGUUACGGAAAUCAACACGGUACUACUGUAAAAUGAAUUCUAAUCCUAAAAAGCGGCGACAGAUUGACGUUAAAAUAAAAUUAGAAAUUUUAAAUUCAGUUGAUGAAGGUGGAAAAAAAAGUGAUAUAGCUAAACGUUUCGACAUCCCGGUGUCUACACUUUCGACCAUAUUAUCCAACAGGGAAUAGAUCGAAAACAACGCUAGGAACAAUUCGAAAACUUGUGAAAGUAUGUAAAAAUGAUGAUUUGGACAAGAUACUUUUUGACUGGCCAAUGGAGGCUAGGGCAUCUAACAUCAACGUCUUAAGGCCAAUUUUACAAUAACUGGCACGCCAGGAAGCACUGGGGAUGGGAAUUGAUAAUUUCCAAGCAUCAAAUGGUUGGCCAUUAAACAAGUGUAUUCAAUGUGCUUUUUCAUGUUUAAUUCCUCAUAUCGUAGUAAACAGUCAGAAAGACAGUUCUAGCCAUUUAUGUGAAGCUUUAUGAUGACUAGAAAUAUAUUGUGCGAAACCUCCAUUUAACAAACCCCUUUACAACAAACACAACAAAUUUUGGUCCCUUGAGAUUUGUUAAAUAGAGGUUUCACUAUACAUAAAAAAUAAUAAUUUUAAAUUGCAAUAACUAAACUACAAAUAAUUUUUUGACCUACUUCCUGAAGAAAAAGUGCAAGCCAAAAGCACUGCCCAAUUCUGUGAAGAACAAAAUAAUGUCAGCAAGAACAUGUGUGCACUGACGAUACAUUGUCAACUUUGUAUUCUAGGUCUCAGAUCACACAAUAUACUUUACGAACACGGGAUA